Molecule: messenger RNA, 1720 nt
Organism: Cajanus cajan (pigeon pea)
Lineage: Eukaryota; Viridiplantae; Streptophyta; Magnoliopsida; Fabales; Fabaceae
Product: UNC93-like protein 1
Source: RefSeq, a predicted model, not a curated record
CAAGUGGUAGCAACUGAAUAGUACAAAAAUUUUACUCCAAAUUUGUCAUAUUAUUAUAGUACUCUCUUCUACUCAUCACUCUCGCCCUUAAAUUCUCCCGUUACCUCAAACACUCCUCGCACAAUCAAUUCUCCCCCUUUCGGAAAUGGGUACCACCGGAGAUGAAAACGCAGAAACCAAGUGGCGUUUUCGUUACAAUUCACCCUUGGUCCAGAUCGUGCUCAUCGGCUUGGUCUGCUUCUGCUGCCCCGGCAUGUUCAACGCCCUCUCCGGCAUGGGUGGCGGCGGCCAGGUCAACUCCACUGCCUCCAACAACGCCCUCACCGCACUCUACACCGCCUUCGCCGUCUUCGGCAUCCUCGGCGGCGGAAUCUACAACAUCCUAGGACCCCACUUAACCCUCUUCGCAGGUUGCUCCACCUACGUCCUCUACGCGGCUUCCUUCCUUUAUUACAACCACUACCAACACCAGCUCUUCGCCAUAAUCGCCGGCGCCGUUCUCGGAAUCGGCGCCGGCCUCCUCUGGGCGGCGGAGGGCGCCAUCAUGACCUCGUACCCGCCGGAGAAUCGCAAGGGCACUUACAUUUCCAUUUUCUGGAGCAUCUUCAACAUGGGGGGUGUCAUCGGCGGCUUAAUCCCCUUCAUCUUAAAUUACGGCCGUGGCGACGAUGCGGCCACCGUGAACGACGGGACGUACAUCGGGUUCAUGGUAUUUAUGUCGGUUGGGGCUGUUCUGUCGUUGAGUAUUCUCCCGGCGAGUAAGGUGAUCCGCGACGACGGAAGCAGGUGCAGCAGCAUGUUGUACUCGAACGUGGUUUCGGAGUGUUUUGAGAUUGCGAAACUGUUCUACAACUGGAAGAUGCUUCUGAUUGUGCCGGCGUCUUGGUCGAGCAACUUCUUCUACACGUACCAGUUCAACCACGUGAACAAGACGCAGUUCAAUUUGAGGACGAGGGGGUUUAACAACGUGUUCUACUGGGGCGCCCAGAUGGUGGGCUCCGUGGGGAUUGGGUAUGUGAUGGAUUUCAGCUUCAAGAGUCGAAGGAAGAGAGGGCUGGUGGGGAUUGCGGUGGUGGCCCUUCUUGGUUCUGCUAUUUGGGGGGGUGCCCUUGCCAAUGAGAUCCACCCCCACCCUAAGAUCUUGGACUUCAAGGACUCCCGAUCUCGCUAUGCCGGACCCUUUCUCUUGUACUUCAGCUUCGGCUUGCUUGAUGCCAUGUUUCAGAGCAUGGUCUAUUGGGUUAUUGGAGCACUGGCUAACGACUCUGAGAUUCUUAGCAGGUACUCUGGCUUUUAUAAAGGGAUUCAAAGUGCUGGGGCUGCCGUCGCUUGGCAAAUUGAUAACCAUAGUGUCUCCUCUAUGAACCAGUUGAUUGUCAAUUGGGUGCUCACUACUCUCAGUUAUCCCUUGCUGUUACUUUUGGUUCUCUUGGCUGUCAAAGACGAGAAGGACCCACAAGAUGACUCCGUCAAACAAGUUGCUCCUUCAUCGUCAACAUAGAUACUCUUAUCUCUCUUCUCAUUUGCUUUUUUAUCACAUAUAAAACUCACAAUGUCUCUUGCUACUCACUUCUCUCUUGUUUUUGCCCACAAUAAUGCAAUUUAUAUCGCAACUAUCAAACCUUGCAAUUAUUCUAGGAUGGAUAACUCGUCACGUGAAAGGGAAUAAAUAUUUACCAAGGGUGAAAAUUAGAUAUACAUACAGAUUUUUCAAUGACUA